CUUCACUGUGUAUCCUACCUUGACUACAGUCGCUCUUAGCAUACCGUUCUCGAUGUCGUCAAUUCUUGGGCCCGUCCACCUCUUGGCGUAUUCUACCCUUCUCGGAACCGAGCUUUACCAAAGUUUCGUGAUGACCAAAGUCGCAUAUCAAGCUCUUCCAAGAUCAGCCUUUACAAGCUUGCAAAAGCGCGUGUUCCCGAUCUACUUCCAAAGCCAGUCGCUGCUCCUCCUGCUAGCUGCUGUGAGCAUCCCGCCCCACGGCCUGAUCUCCUUGUUCAAGGAGAAAAGCGACUGGAUUCCCUUCGCCGUGGCAGGCAUAACUGCUGGGCUCAAUCUAGUUGUUUACGGACCGAGAACCAAAGAGUUGAUGAUUGAGAAAGUUCAUCAAGCAACUCGCGAUGUGGAUCUUGAACUUAGUACAGGGACUGUAAGCGAGAGUAUGAAGAAGCUCAAUCGAUCGUUUUCUAGGGCUCAUGCAAUGAGUAUCCAUUUGAACCUCGUCGCGAUUGGUGCGACGCUUUGGUAUGGAUGGCGGUUGGCUUCGAGGUUAAGGUUUGAUACCAAGUAGAAGAUCGCAUAGUAAAGUAUACGAGCAGCAAUUGACAAUACCUAACCACGAGAGAACACCGGUUCGAGGCGUCUAUCGAUGCUGUUGGGUGGGUUAAAAUAUACAUUCCAGGCAUCACUUCAUGAG
Molecule: messenger RNA, 694 nt
Organism: Cucurbitaria berberidis CBS 394.84
Lineage: Eukaryota; Fungi; Ascomycota; Dothideomycetes; Pleosporales; Cucurbitariaceae
Exons: 2
Coding region: 53-568 (171 amino acids)
Source: RefSeq, a predicted model, not a curated record